UAUAACUAGCGUCACGAACCCACGACCCCGGAUGGGUAGUAAUCAGUGAAAUCACCAGGCGACUAGGUCAGCCGUCAGAUUUUGUAAUCACGUGGUCGACUGGCACGGCUCGACUUUCCCGUUUUACCUUGGAUUCGAUUUGAUUUCUGAACUGUCUAUUUAGCCUAGUUUCACUACGAUAUCCGUCGGAAUCAGUCGAAAAUGAGCUGCUUGGACCAAUUGAAGAAGAUGACCACGGUCGUCGCCGACACCGGCGAUUUUGAAUCCAUGAAAGCAUACAGUCCUACAGAUGCCACUACAAAUCCAUCUCUAAUCCUCGCUGCUGCUAAAAAUUCCGAAUAUCAUAAAUUGAUUAAAAAAGCUGCAGAAUAUGGUGUUGCACAUGGAAAGAAUCUCGAUGAACAAGUGGAAGCCGCAAUGGACCAAUUGGUUGUUCUGUUUGGAACAGAAAUACUUAAAAUCAUUCCAGGGCGGGUCUCAACUGAAGUUGAUGCUAGAUUGUCUUUCAACAAGGAAGCCAGUAUUGAAAAAGCUAAGAAAUUGAUCAAACUCUACGAAGAGCAUGGCAUUUCAAAGGAAAGAGUACUGAUCAAGUUGGCUUCUACUUGGGAGGGAAUUGAAGCUGCAAAGUUUCUCGAACAAGAGCUUGGGAUACACUGUAAUCUUACAUUGCUGUUUUCUUUCUGUCAAGCAGUGGCUUGUGCUGAGGCAAAAGUUACCUUAAUUUCACCAUUCGUUGGAAGAAUAUUGGACUGGUAUCUUAAAAAAACUGGAAAAUCAGGUUACUCUGGGGAUGAAGAUCCAGGUGUCAUCUCCGUUACAAAGAUCUUCAAUUACUAUAAAAAAUUUGGGUACAAAACUCAAGUAAUGGGUGCUUCAUUCAGAAAUACAGAUGAAAUUAAGGAAUUGGCUGGUUGCGAUCUAUUGACCAUCAGUCCAGCUCUUUUAGAACAAUUGGGAAAGCAAAAUGAAAAACUCACAGUUAAAUUGGAUGCUUCGAAAGUUUCUACAUUCCACGUUGAUAAAGUUGUGCUGGAUGAACCGACAUUCCGUUGGAUGCUGAAUGAAGAUGAAAUGGCCACUGACAAACUAUCUGAAGGCAUACGAAAAUUUGCUGCAGAUGCUGCAAAGCUCCAAGAAAUAAUGACUGAAGCUGUUAAACAAUGUUAAUUCGUGUAACCUUUUGAUAUAUUAAAUUAUAUUUUUGUAUGCAAAUUGUCUAAAUUGUAAUGUAUAGUUUCUAUAGAAGGGGCACAGGAUGAAAUAAAAAAUAAAUGUA
Molecule: messenger RNA, 1279 nt
Organism: Cimex lectularius (bed bug)
Lineage: Eukaryota; Metazoa; Arthropoda; Insecta; Hemiptera; Cimicidae
Gene: Taldo
Product: probable transaldolase
Exons: 8
Coding region: 202-1170 (322 amino acids)
Biological process (GO): carbohydrate metabolic process; pentose-phosphate shunt; pentose-phosphate shunt, non-oxidative branch
Cellular component (GO): cytoplasm; intracellular anatomical structure
Molecular function (GO): transaldolase activity
Source: RefSeq, a predicted model, not a curated record